Messenger RNA from Cynoglossus semilaevis (tongue sole), 2976 nucleotides. RefSeq names its product annexin A11b (gene anxa11b). Gene Ontology annotation, cellular component: cytoplasm; nucleus; plasma membrane. Bases 404 to 1876 code for a protein of 490 amino acids. The transcript is spliced from 15 exons. NCBI's taxonomy places the organism in Eukaryota, Metazoa, Chordata, Actinopteri, Pleuronectiformes, Cynoglossidae. The record is from RefSeq and is a predicted model, not a curated record. Gene Ontology annotation, molecular function: phosphatidylserine binding; calcium-dependent phospholipid binding; calcium ion binding. Gene Ontology annotation, biological process: phagocytosis; cytokinetic process.
UAUUGCGAAAUCUACAAGCAUGUGACAGGCGGUGUUAAAGGCUCACUGCUUGUAAGUCCUCGCAUUGUCAAACACUAUUACUACCUUUUAGGAAUAAAGUAAUAUAGAAUAUUUUCCGUCAUGGAUUUCUGCAUAAUCCUUUAAAAGAUGAGCAAUGACCCAAACAUUUAAAAUUGUAAUUUUAAAUGGUUGGGUCAAAAUUUGAGAGUUUUUUUUUCCCCGAGUACACUGAACAUAACACUAUUCGUUCCAUGGGUCCAAAGGAAAACGGCAUCAAGGGAGUGUCAACAAGGGGAAACCUUUCAAGACGUUUAAUACAAAAUACCGCAAUGGCAUACGUUUCCCACCCCAAUUAUUCAGUCUAAAUAGUUAAACUGAUGCUUAUUUCCUUAAGCUUUUGAAGAUGAGCUACCCAGGAUACCCUCCUCAGUCUGGUGGUUACCCACCACAGGCAAGUGGCUACCCACCUCAACCAGGAACAUACCCACCUCAGGCAGGCGGCUAUCCCCCUGCAGCAGGCGGCUAUCCCCCUGCGCCAGGGGGCUACCCGCAAGCAGCAGGUGGCUACCCAGGAGCAGCAGGCGGCUAUUACCCUCAACAGUCAGGUGGAUACCCAGCUCCUGCUGGUGGUUAUCCUGCAGCAGGAGGUUAUCCUGCCCCAGGUGGAGGCUUUCCUCCACAGGCAGGAGGAUAUCCACAGCCUGGGGCAGGUGGCUAUCCUUCCAUGCAACCAGGAGGUGGAGGCUGGGGUGCAGCACCGGGCGGUUAUGGCCCUCCAGGAGGCGCUCAGCCUGGUUACCCAGGAGGCCCUGCACCAGGUCAACCCAUGCCAAAUUACCCUGGUGCCCCCGCUACUAAUCCCUCAAUGCCUGCAUAUGGGGGUGGAGUUCCAUCCAACCCUCAGGCCCCUGCCAUUCCUAAAGGAUACAGAGGUUCAAUUAAAGACUUUGCUGGGGCGGAUCCGCUUAGAGAUGUUGAAGUUCUUCGAAAGGCUAUGAAGGGUUUUGGCACUGAUGAAAAUGCUAUUGUUGAACUUCUGGGCAGUCGUUCCAAUAAGCAGAGGGUUCCAAUGGUGGCUGCCUACAAAACUACUUAUGGGAAGGAUUUAAUCCGUGAUCUGAAGUCUGAGCUCACUGGAAACUUUGAGAAUCUGGUUCUUGCUAUGUUGAUGAGCCCUGUGCACUUUGAUGCAUCCGAACUCAGAGAAGCCAUAAAGGGAGCCGGAACUGACGAAGCAUGUCUGAUUGAGAUUCUGUCCUCACGCUCCAAUGCAGAGAUUCAAGAAAUCACUAAAAUCUACAAGUCUGAGUACGGAAAGAGCCUGGAGGACGCCAUCAACAGCGACACAUCUGGCCACUUCCGCCGACUCCUGGUUUCUCUCUCUCAGGGUAAUCGUGAUGAAAGGCAGAACGUCGAUGUCUCUCUGGCGAAACAGGAUGCUCAGAAACUUUAUGCUGCUGGAGAAAAUAAAGUGGGAACCGAUGAGUCUCAGUUCAAUGCCAUUCUUUGUGCUCGCAGCAAGCCUCACCUCCGUGCAGUAUUCCAGGAGUACCAGCAAAUGUGCGGGAGAGACAUUGAGAAGAGUAUCUGCAGGGAAAUGUCUGGCAAUGUGGAGGACGGCAUGGUGGCAGUGGUGAGAUGUAUCAAGAACACCCCUGGAUACUUUGCAGAGAGACUCCACAAAGCUAUGCAGGGCGCAGGGACCAAAGACAGAACCCUCAUCCGCAUCAUGGUGUCCCGCUCUGAGGUUGACAUGCUGGACAUCAGACGAGAGUAUCUGCAAAAAUAUGGAAAAUCUCUCUACACUCACAUCUCAGGUGACACCUCUGGAGAUUACAAGAAGUUGCUACUGAAGCUGUGCGGGGGUAAUGACUAAAAGGUCGAGACCAUUACCACUCCUAAGGACAUCAUAUGUGUCCACACUGAAGCAAUGUUACAGGACUUUAUAUCACCUCUGAUGCAUGCAGAUAAUCAAAGUCGUCCUGUAACAUAAAGUAAAUCAUUACUUUUUUUUAUAAUCUUUAUUGACAUCGUAGAUUUAUUUUGCUAGUUUAUGGUUGCCAAUUAGUAAAUAUAUAGUGUAAAAUUGGCAAUUACAAUUACAAAAUAUAUGGCUUUAUUAAUCUUACAGAGUAUCAACAUUUCCAAAUCAAUCGAAAUAGAAUUAGCUAUCUAUAACAAUGGUGUAAAUCAUUAUGUAAGCAGAGAAGAGCUUGAUGAGCAUCGAUCAGGGCCAAAUCAUUAGGUCAUUUAUCUUUUACACGAACUAUGUGUAAAAAGUGUCAUUUUUAAAAUGGUUUAUUUAAAAAAAAGUCAACAUUUCAAAUACCUUGUUUCUAAGAAUGUGAAGCACCUUUCAGAAAAAAUGUAUCUAAAUCAAUCCCAACUAAAAUGCAUGUUUGUUAAAUGCAAUUUUGACUUGAUAGAAAAUCUUCUAAAUAUAUGCUAUAUGUGCACAGAGCUUGUCUUCGAUCCUCAAAAGUUAACUAGUUGGGACUCUAUUCUUGCUUAAACGUCUAUGCAGUUGCCUUUCCCCUCCAUUACGUUAGCAUUGAAAUUCAACAUUGUUUACAGUUUAAAACCGUAUAACCAUUGUUCAUUGUACAUGUAAUGACAGUGUUACCUUUUUCACUGAAUGUGGUAAAACCAAAGCCUCUACAUAGAUUUUGUGCCUUUAGUUUCUCAAAGACAGCUAAUGCUUCACUGGGCAAGUGACAAAAUGUAGUCGUAUCAUUGUGAAUCAAGCACCACUAGAGGGCGCUUGACUCACAUAAAGUGCCAUCCCUCGUCUUUGUUAAUCUUGUGCUUACUGGUCUGUUUUUGGCAUACAGCUGAAGAAAUAAUGUACUAACUGUAGUUUGCAAUGAUCCUAAUAACAUGAUACCAGAUGCCUUUUUAGCCCUGACUCAUUUGCCACGUCUCGGAGAGAGCAUCACUAACAGCUACUUUAUAUUGCAAUAAAAACAAUUUUGCAUA